This is a messenger RNA of Coregonus sp. 'balchen', 11954 nucleotides long. NCBI's taxonomy places the organism in Eukaryota, Metazoa, Chordata, Actinopteri, Salmoniformes, Salmonidae. The record is from the annotation of a GenBank genome assembly.
GGAAUGUAGUGAAGUAAUAGUUGGAAAAAAUUUAAAUAGUAAAGUACAGAUAUCCCAAAAAACUACUUCAGUAGUACUUUAAAGUAUUUUUACUUAAGUACUUUACACCACUGGGACUUUGUCUUGGAUUAUGAGACGCAUCAUAUGACAGAUCCCUGAUAUCAGUUUACAUAAUAGCUACAGCAUUCCUGCAAACGGUCAAACAUAUAGAUUGCUUGUUAUGUUAGCCUGAGUUUGGAUUUUAGAUACAGUUGUUUGUCCAACCCCUUGUCACACCUCUACCAUAACCUGGAUUUGUACUGUAUGACUUUGGAGAGGACGAGUGAGUCAUAGAUGGUGUCUAAAUUGGCAUCAAUAAGCUGAUUAGUAACAGUAUUGUGGGCAUUAUAAACAGCACUGCCUCAAUGUGGUAUUUGGAGGCAUUCAUUAACCAUUGGACCAGACAGUAACUGGGCCUGAAGUGUCCCCUGGUUCUGAAUAUGUGCACAUGAGAUCUGAGUGUGUUUGUGUUAUCAGAGAAUGUUGGUGUCCAGGCCUAUAUUAAUGUGAUGAUAGGUUACAGUUGUACUUGACUGAGAGAGCUAGGUUGUAGCUAUGCGGACGGUGUUGUGGUUUCGCCCCGCAACAAUGUCAACCCUAUUGUUGCCGUUGCUGCUAUUGCUGAGCACCUUAUGCAGGCUGGGACAGUCUAUGUCACGAGAGGAGAAGCUCAAGCUGAGGUGAGUGAGAAAUAUGUCUGGUCCUGGGCUAGAUGUGUGACAGGUUCAGACUGAUAAAGGAGAUUGAGCUAAACUGACUUGUUUUUUCUCUGUUUCCCCUCAAGGAACCAAGUGGUCGAGAUGUUUGACCAUGCUUAUUCCAAUUAUAUGGUAAGUCUCGUCACCACCUGCCUCCUUCACAUAACUGAGAGAGUGGUUUAGCAGCAAUCUAAUAAUGCAAAAACAUUUAGAUGUUCUGUUGUGAUUUACUGGUACUCAUGUUCUGGGUUUGUUGUAAUAUGCUAAAAGCACUGCUCUGCUCCCAUACUUUUAAUUAGUUUCAGCUACAAUAAACAUCUAGGCCUCUUUAGGCCUAAUUUGAGGUCAGUGGGUCUAUUUUGGUAGCUAGACUAAUGCCUGUUUGCUUCCUUCCCCUCUCUGUUUUUCUGUUACCAUGGACUUAUGUGGCUUUGAGCUGGAUGACUGAUAUAUUGACACUAGCUGUUCAUCAAAACACUGACACUUGGCCUAGUGCUUUUGUGUUCCUAAAUCAAAUUAGUAGGCCUGGCCUAGAAGUUAUAUUUACCUCAGCCAUUAAUCAAACAAGCACACAGACCCAAGGUUCAUGUCCUCACAUCAUAAAUGUCCUCAUUUUGCCUUCUGGUUGGACUGUUUUGUACAGGGUCAAGUGCCAUCACAGGCCCCAGGAUGACUAACGCUGUAGCUUCUGUUCAGGGUGCUCACACUAAGCCAGUCUGUCAGCACAGAGCACACAUUGAAAUUCAGUGCUGCUCCAUAGAGAGGGAGUGUGGUGCCAACUGAAACUGUAAAUCACUUUUAUUACAGUGCUAAAUGAAAAGGCUUAAGCCCAACCCCCAUUAAUGCAAUCCAAUUAAUGUGGUGUGGUGUAGCCCAGACAGAAUGCAGUGUGUGGCAAGUGUUUUACAUUUCUGCUUUAUUUGCCAGGAACAGAUUUGAAUAUUGAUUUCGGUGUGGUAGUGUUUUUGCUAGUUGAACCUUAUUUAGACCUACUGUAUGUCAAUUAGAUGUUAAUAAGUUAUGUCUGACAUAUGUUCAACAUUCACACACUACCAUUGAUCCUUAUUGGUUGUGUUCUCCAGGACCAUGCGUACCCAGCAGAUGAGCUGAUGCCGCUGACGUGUCGGGGGAGGGUGCGUGGGCUGGAGCCCAGUCGGGGAGACGUGGAUGAUGCACUGGGGAAGUGAGUGUCUGUCUGUCUGUCUGCAGGCCUGAGUAGGAUGUGGGAACAGGAGAUACAGUCCUGUUGGCAUUGGAAUACUCUGUCUCUGUUGAUAUCUUCUAGCCAUAAGGGACUGUAAUUGAUGCUGAUUGAUUUGUCUUUGUGUGUUUUAAGUUUCUCUCUCACCCUCAUCGACACCUUGGACACUCUAGUGGUAGGUUUAAUCUUUAGUUUGUUUUACCAACCUCCUUAGUUGGAUUUGUUUAACCUAUGUGUAGACGAUGAUUUUCAUUUAUUUAAUUCUGUAUUUACUUACAGCUCUUAAACAAGACGACAGAGUUUGAAGAAGCAGUGAGGAGAGUGUUGACAGAUGUGCGACUGGACAAUGACAUCGUGGUGUCUGUCUUUGAGACCAACAUCCGUGUGCUGGGGUAAGAAAAAACAUAAAGCCAGUUAUUGAGGGGAUGGACAUUUUACAUUUUUUAUUUAACCAGGCAAGUCAAUUAAGAACAAAUUCUUAUUUACAAUAGCCUGGCAAGAGGCCUCCUGUGGGGACGGGGGCUGGGAUAAAACAUCAAACGAUGUAAGACAAAACAGACGACACAGACAGAAGACACUGGCAACAGCACAAAUUCAACAGCAAACAAACUGUGUGUGUGAUGUUGGAACAUUGCUUUGGGGACAAGAGCAUUAGUGAGGUCGGGCACUGAUGUUGGGCGAUUAGGCCUGGCUCGCAGUCGUCGUUCCAAUUCACCCCAAAGGUGUUGGAUGGGGUUGAGGUCAGGGCUCUGUGCAGGCCAGUCAAGUUCUUCCACACCUAUCUCAACAAACCAUUUCUGUAUGGACCUCGCUUUGUGCAUUGACGCAUUGUCAUGCUGAAACAGGAAAGGGCCUUUAGAAUGUAAUUGCAUGCUGUAGCGUUAAGAUUUAACUUCACUGGAACUAAGGGGCCUAGACUGAACCAUGAAAAACAGACCCAGACCUUUAUUCCUCCUCCACCAAACUUUACAGUUGGCACUAUGCAUUCGGGCAGGUAGCGUUCUCCUGGCAUCCGCCAAACCCGGAUUCGUCUGUCGGACUGCCAGAUGGUGAAGCGUGAUUCAUCACUCCAGAGAACGUGUUUCCACUGCUCCAGAGUCCAAUGAUGGUGAGCUUUAUACCACUCCAGCCGAUGCUUGGCAUUGCGCAUGGUGAUCUUAGCCUUGUGUGCGGCUGCUCGGCCAUGGAAACCCAUUUCAUGAAGCUCCCGAUGAACAGUUAUUGUGCUGACGUUGCUUCCAGAGGCAGUUUGGAACUCGGUAGUGAGUGUUGCAACCGAGGACAGAUGAUUUCGCGGCUGAGCCGUUGUUGCUCCUAGACGUUUCCACUUCACAACAGCACUUACAGUUGACCGGGGCAGCUCUAGCAGGGCAGAAAUUUGGCGAACUAACUUGUUGGAAAGGUGGCAUCCUAUGACGGUGCCAUGUUGAAAGUCACUAAGCUCUUCAGUAAGGCCAUUCUACUGCCAAUGUUUGUCUAUGGAGAUUGCAUGGCUGUGUCCACGAUUUUAUGCACCUGUCAGCAACAGGUGUGGCUGAAAUAGCCGGAUCCACUAAUUUGAAGGGUUGUCAACAUACUUUUGCAUAUAUAGUUUAUGUGUGACCGUUGUGACUUUCCUCAUGUUUCCAGAGGGCUGCUAGGGGGACACUCCAUGGCGGUGAUGCUGAAGGAUGCAGGGCAUCACAUGCAGUGGUACCAGGAUGAGCUCCUCCACAUGGCCAAAGACGUGGGUCUCAGACUCCUGCCUGCCUUCAACACCAGCAGUGGCCUGCCCUACCCCAGGGUGAGCCCUCAGACUAUACAUAAGGCCACGGCUGUUGGGAUAUGUCCCGACCAUACACACACACACAUUUUCUGCUUCAGUGCUCUGUUAAUAGCUGCUACAGUUUUCCGCGGCCUGGUUUUCUAUGGCUGUAUAGUUCACCUGAACAAUGUCUUAGGACACAGCUAUGACCAAUAUAUUGAGCCUUAUUAUUCCACUCAACAGGUAAACUUGAGGCAUGGCAUCAGGGGUCCUGAGAGUCGGACGGGCACAGAGACGGACACCUGCACAGCUUGUGCUGGCACAAUUAUCCUGGAGUUCGCUGCCUUGAGUCGCUUCACUGGGGACCCUGUGUUUGAGGUAAAAAUAGACAAUUAUUUAAACCUUGUUCAGAUCAGGACUAAUACUUUAGUAGACUGCACUACUAGACCUUCAUUGUUGAUUAUCAUAGAUGCCAGUGUGUCUGAAUUAUAUUGAUACAUUUUAUUAUACACAGGUCCAUGCACGGAGAGCCCUCGACUUCCUGUGGGAGAAGAGGCAGAGGAAUAGCAACCUGGUGGGAACAACCAUCAACAUCCACUCAGGAGAGUGGGUCCGCAGGGGUGAGCGAGGGAACCAGUCCCAGGCCAUAACGGGUAUCUACUGUAUUAUAAAGGAGGAUUUCCUUGGAUUUAUCCAGAGAAGGACGAUGUAUUGGGUGUGAUAGAAGUGAAUGGGCAAGCUGAUGUUCUGUACUUGUAGAAUUAAGGCAUGAGUGUGUUUCUGAGGUAUGAAACGGUACACUGUUGUGUUGUAUUGUUCCAGACAGCGGAGUGGGAGCAGGGAUCGACUCGUAUUAUGAGUACCUGCUGAAGGCCUAUAUUCUCCUGGGAGAUGACCUGUUUCUGCAGCGCUUCAACAUUGUGAGUGACCUCACACACUGUAACCCUACUCCGGCUUGGAUAAUGGAAUGCUUUUAUGCCCUUAUUAUUAUGGAAUUCAAUCCUCACAAAGUAUGUUGUUAAAGAUUCUCAUCCUCAGCUUGUCAAAUUCUCUCAUUAUUUGUGUUUCCAGCACUAUGCGUCUAUAAUGAAGUACAUCAGCCAGCCUCCUCUCCUGCUGGACGUUCACAUCCACAAGCCUCUGCUGCCUGCUCGCACCUGGAUGGACUCCCUCCUGGCCUUCUUCCCUGGGCUGCAGGUGACUGGCGUCACUAACUGACCAGCUGCCUAAGCAGGGGUUUUAGUACAUAGAGAUGGUGCUGAGACAAAUUAAGACUUUUACUUUCCACCUAACAUUGUUAAUGAAUCCCCCAGGUGUUGAAGGGAGAUAUCCGGCCGGCCAUUGAGACCCAUGAGAUGCUGUAUCAAGUCACCAAGAAACACAACUUCCUCCCAGAGGUAAGCUCUCUUUUAUGCUCCAUCUCUCUUUCUUUGUUCUCAGUCAGGCUGUAACCUUUAACACCCCUCUCUGUGUGUUCCCCAGGCAUUCACCACUGAUUUCAGGGUACAUUGGGCUCAGCAUCCACUAAGACCUGAGUUUGCAGAGAGUACCUAUUUCCUGUACAAGGUAAGGACUGUGGAGACAUGCAGUUUAGAAGUUGACAUACCGGUACAUACAUACAUUCAUGACUGUAAGUCGCUUUGGAUAAAAGUGUCUGCUAAAUGGCAUAUUAUAUAUUAUAUAUCAAUUUGCUCUCAGGGGCCUUCCUUAUUGCCUAAUUCAGUAGUACAGUGUCUAACCUUGGUCCCACUGUACCCCCUUCUAGGCUACCAAAGACCCCUACUACCUGGAGGUAGGCCGCACGGUGCUGGACAACCUGAACCGCUUUGCCCGGGUCCCCUGUGGCUUUGCUGCCAUGAAGGACGUUCGCACCGGGAGCCACGAGGACCGGUGAGAGCCCAGACCCAGGGGAAUACCUCAGGGAUGGGGAGGGAUUUAAUGAUGGGUGGUUAACAGAGGUGGAUGAUUUUAGUGGCUGAGCAACAGUGUGCCAGCCAGGUAGUUAAAUCAAAAUGGUUUAUGUGGUGUCUGCCCUGCUGGCCUGCUGCCCCAAAUAUCACUAAUCCUCUUUCCUCCCCUCUCAGAAUGGACUCCUUCUUCCUGGCAGAGAUGUUCAAGUACCUGUUCCUGCUGUUUGCAGAAGAGGAAGAUCUGCCGUUUAAUGUUGAGGACUAUAUCUUCACCACCGAGGCACACCUUCUGCCCCUGUCCCUGUCCACUGCCCCUCGCGCCCCCUCUCCUCCUGCCAACACCACAGUACAGGCUGCAUCUCUGCCUCAUCUCUCCGCCUGUGUCAAAUCUCUUUGGGUGGGUAUAGUAGGAUCAACUGCUGUGAUCAGCUAGAAUUCUAAUGAUAGUACUUCUAAUAAUAUUCAGAUGAUACAGUUAGUCAUGUUUGAUCUCUCCCCCUCUGUCUUAGUCAGAGGAAGAGCUGGAUGACUCUAACUUUGAUUGGACCUGCCCCAACACACGCCUCCUUUUCCCCGACCCCGCCUUCCCACAGAACCUCAGAGAUCCAAUCAGGAGUGCUGUGGACAAGAGUUGUCCCCGUCCUGCCAUUCACCGGUAAGGGACAUUUAUAUAAUAAUAAUAAAUAAUAAUAUGCCAUUUAGCAGACGCUUUUAUCCAAAGCGACUUACAGUCGUGCGUGCAUACAUUUUUUGUGUAUGGGUGGUCCCGGGGAUCGAACCCACUACCUUGGCGUUACAAGCGCCGUGCUCUACCAGCUGAGACACUCCCCUAUGUAUUUAUUUGGACAGUGAAGCUAAAACUUUUAAUUUGGCUCUAUUCUCCAGUAUUUUGGAUUUGAGAUCAAAUGUUUAAUAAUGCGACAGUACAGAAUGUCAUAUUUUAUUUGAGUGUCUUUUCAUACAUAUCUGUUUUAUCGUUUACAAAUGAAUGCACUUUAUGUGCACUAUAAAUACAAAAGUAUGUGGACACUCCUUCAAAUUGGUGGAUUCGGCUAUUUCAGCCACACCCGUUGCUGACGUGUAAAAUCAAGCACACAGCCAUGCAAUCUCCAUAGACAAACAUUGGCAGUAGAAUGGCCUUACUGAAGAGCUCAGUGACUUUCAACGUGGCACUGUCAUAGGAUGCCACCUUUCCAACAAGUCAGUUCGUCAAAUUUCUGCCCUGCUAGAGCUGCCCCGCUCAACUGUAAGUGCUGUUAUUGUGAAGUGGAAACGUCUAGGAGCAACAACAGCUCCGCCGUGAAGUGGUAGGCCACACAAGCUCACAGAAUGGGACUGCCAAGUGCUGAAGCUCGUAGCGCGUAAAAAUCGUCUGUCCUCGGUUGCAACACUCAAUACCGAGUUCCAAACUGCCUCUGGAAGUAAAGUCAGCACAAUAACUGUUCGUCGGGGAGCUUCAUGAAAUGGGUUUCCAUGGCCGAGCAGCUGCACACAAGCCUAAGAUCACAAUGCACAAUGCCAAGCGUCGGCUGGAGUGGUAUAAAGUUCGCCGCCAUUGGACUCGGGAGCAGUGGAAACACGUUCUCUGGAGUGAUUAAUCACGCUUCACUAUCUGGCAGUCCAACAGAUGAAUCUGGGUUUGGCAGAUUCCAGGAGAACGCUACCUGCCCGAAUGCAUAGUGCCAACUGUAAAGUUUGGUGGAGGAGGAAUAAUGGUCUGGGGCUGUUUUUCAUGGUUCAGGCUAGGCCCCUUAGUUCCAGUGAAGGGAAAUCUUAAAGCUAUAGCGUACAAUGACAUUCUAGACGAUUCUGUGUAUCCAACUUUGUGGCAAGAGUUUGGGGAAGGCCCUUUCCUGUUUCAGCAUGACAAUGCCCCUGUGCACAAAGCAAGGUCCAUACAGAAAUGGUUUGUUGAGAUCGGUGUGGAAGAACUUGACUGUCCUGCACAGAGCCCUGACCUCGACCCCAUCGAACACCUUUGGGAUAAAUUGGAACACCGACUGUGAGCCAGGCCUAAUCGCCCAACAUCAGUGCCUGGCCUCACUAAUGCUCUUGUGGCUGAAUGGAAGCCAGUCCCCGCAGCAAUGUUCCAACAUCUAGUGGAAAGCCUUCCCAGAAGAGUGGAGGCUGUUAUAGCAGCAAAGGGGGGACCAACUCCAUAUUAAUGCCCAUGAUUUUGGAAUGAGAUGUUUGACGAGCAGGUGUCCACAUACCUUUGGUCAUGUAGUGUAUCUACUCCCCCCAUUUGAAGGUGUCGAAUGUAUUUGGACAAAUUCACUUAUAGUGUAUUACAUUCACUUAUAGUGUAUUUAGUCAAGUUUAGUAUUUGGUCCCAUAUUCCUAGCAUGCAAUGACUACAUCAAGCUCUACAAACUUGUUGGAUGCAUUUGCUGUUUGUUUUGGUUGUGUUUCAGAUUAUUUUGUGCCCAAUAGAAAUGUAUGGUAAAUAAUGUAUUGUGUCAUUUUGGAGUCACUUUUAUUGUAAAUAAGAAUAAAUAAUGUUUCUGAAUACUUCUACAUUAAUGUGGAUACUGCCAUGAUUACAGAUAAUAAUGAAGGAAUCGUGAAUAAUGGUGAGUGAGAAAGUUACAGAUGCACGAAGAUCAUGCCCCAAAACAUUCUAACCUCUCACCAUUACCAAUAAAAGGGGAGGUUAGCAUUUUUGGGGGAUAUGAUAUUUAUGCCUCUAACUUUCUCACUCAUCAUUAUUCACGAUUCCUUCAUGAUUAUCCGUAAUCAUGGUACUACCCACAUGAAUGUAGAAGUCUUCAGAAACAUAUUCUAUUCUUAGAAUAAAUGCUGGAGUAUAGAGGCAAAACGUUUUAGCUUCACUGUCUAAAUAUAUACAUAGGGGAGUGUAUGUCUAACAUGAGGAAUCAUGUUAAAAGUGCUUUUUGUACUAAAAUAUGACAGAAUAUUGUUCUUGUCACAACCAUAGUGAGUGUGAACAUUGAUGCCCCCUUCCCCCUUCCACCCUCUCUUCCAGUGAGCCAGGGAUGGGUCGCCCCCCUCUGAGGGCUCAGGACUUCAUGGCCAACAACCCCGACCACCUGGAGCUGCUGAGGAGGAUGGGAGUCAGUCUUAUACACCUUAAGGACGGCAGAGUGCAGCUGGUCCAACACGCUACACAGGUAAAUGAUUCAUGCACAGUACAAGCCGGGAGAGUGAUAUCAUAAGACCACUGCCAACCCCCCAUAUGAGUCUUACUCAGUCUCUUCCCCUACUCUUUCUAUCUAUAAUAUAUAAUAUGCCAUUUAGCAGACGCUUUUAUCCAAAGCGACUUACAGUCAUGUGUGCAUACAUUUUUACGUAUGGGUGGUCCCGGGGAUCGAACCCACUACCCUGGCGUUACAAGCGCCAUGCUCUACCAAUUGAGCUACAGAGGACUGUCCUUUCUCCAUCUCCUUUCCGCUCUCUCCCCUUCCCUCGAUCUCUCUCUAGGCGGUCAGUGCUGUGGCAGCAGAGGACGGGAUGCGCUUCAUGCAGGAGAUGAUGGAGCUGUCCAGCCAGCAGCAGAAGGAGCAGCUCCCUCCGCGCGCCGUGCAGAUCGUCUCCCACCCCUUCUCCGGCAGAGUGGUGCUGACCUCUGGCCCAGCGCAGUUUGGCACGGACCUUUCCAAGAGCAUCACGGGGGUGAGUGUGUUUCUUCAGUGGGCCAAUUUCCAAUGGAUGGGCACCUGUGCUUGUUGGUUUUUCCAGCCUUGUCCCAAGGCGUCAGACGUUCUUUAUUCUCGGCAUUCUGAGUGACGUUUGAACAUGCCCCCCCCCCCCCCCCCCCCUCUUUCUCUCCAUCUGUCUGUAGGUUCGUGGGUUUGUGACAGUGGCUGAGCCCUACAGUGGCUGUGCAGAACUGAGCAACGCUGCCUUUGUACAGGGCCGCAUUGCUCUGCUGCAGCGGGGCCAGUGUAUGUUUGCUGAGAAGGCCAGACACAUCAUGAAGGCUGGGGCCAUCGGAGGCAUCGUCAUCGGUGAGGAGGACCAACUGACACAAGAUCUCAAUUUGAAUUAAUCUACUUCAAGAAGGCUGCACUAACUAACCUUCUAACCUUUAUAAAUGUUCAUAACACUUUCAUUAUGUUUUAUAUAACCUUUAAUAAACUGAUGUAUUACCAUUUAUAGGAUCCUCUUUAACCUUGCUAAUUCCCCCCCUCCUCCACAGAUGACAACGAGGGUAGCAGCAGUGACACGGCUCCCCUCUUCCAGAUGGCCGGCGACGGCCGCAACACAGACGAUGUCACUUUGCCCCUCCUCUUCCUCUUCUACAAGGAAGGCAACAUCCUGCUGGAGGCUCUCAAGGAGUACAGGGAGGUGGAGGUUCUGCUGAGCGACAAGGCCAGAGACAGAGGUUAGAUCCACUGUACAGGGCAGGUGGACAUUAGUGACUAGAGGAAGACAGGACAGUGGGUCUUUCCAGCAUAUGGAUCGUUUUUGGGGAUUUCAGCCGAUUAGGGACUAUAUUUGAUUCUGUAAAGAUCUCAAAAUGGACAGUAUUUCAGGGUUCAGUGUUGACCCAAAAUAGUGGGCCUGUGGCCACUUUACGGUACUAGCCUUAGUGGAGGUAGGUGAUGGUAAGCACCCAGUUUGAUGUGUGAUACAGGAAACUGCUCCCUUCUUUCCAUUUUCUUUCCUUCUCCUCCUUCUCUCCUUCUCUGUGGUGGACUGUAACAGUGUAACUUUCAUUUUAUCUCUUUCUUUCCCCUUCACCCUUUGGCUGAGCAGCCUCUAUAUUCAAAAGUAAACCUCUCCCUGGCAUCCUGCUGGAAAGCAGUAAGUAUUGCCCUCCACUCUCUUUCCUCUCUCCUCCAUUAUUUGUGUGGUAGAGCAGCUCAGUGCAGGUUAGUCUUGUGUAAAUAGCUGGCCAUGUCAGAACUCCUCAGGAGAAUGGUACUGUUGGUCUGUUCUGCACAUGACUCAUCAGUGCCAUUCUGUUUAUUGUUCGCUACCUUGUGUGAACUGCAACACUGCCCUGUUUCUGUCUGGGAAUGACUGAUAGGUGCUUGUGUUAAUGUACAUGCAUAGUGAGUAGGAAAUGGUGUAUGACUGCGUAUGUAUUGGUAAUACUAGGAAACUAUAUGGAUGAUUUAUUGUGGUGGAAAGUGGUCUGAAAAUGGACUGAGCUCACCCCUCUGUCCUUACUCAGGGAGGGAUAUUCAGGAGGAGGAGGAAGACUGUUCAACAGACCAAACUUCACCUGUCCCCGCCGCAACUCUCGACCAGUCGUACGUGAGGACUGUGGAGCUGGACGAAUCAGCUCCCCACAAUGAGGAAGUGACUCCUGAGGAGGAUGUGGGACCUGCCAUUAAGAGGAACCCUGAGCCAGAGGAGGAGCCUGCAGUUGACAAGGACUCUAGCAGAAAAUCAGUGGAGGCCAUGAUGGCUGAUUGGCGGGAGGACUUAGAAGCGUUUCAGCAGAUGGAGGAUGAGCUUUGACAACUUCCACAGUUCCUCCUCUGGUCUGUCCCAGCCACAGUACAGGCCUGGGGUCAGCGGACUGUGCCUCAUAAAGGAUAAGGUUUUAGUGGGGAGAUGUUCUGAUAAGGAACGGUUAACAGGGUGGAAUACAGUGACUUCUGCUCUUUCUCUCUCCACCUGUCUCUAGUUUCUCAGGUCAACGUGCCAGUUGCUCCCCUGGCGUUCAUCUGCCCCUGUCAGAUCUCUGAUUCUGGGGGUCUACUCAGCCAAUCUCUAUUAGCUCAUAACCGAAUAGACUGCAGCCCAGAUAUCUACUGUCUGGCAGCAUGGACCUCUCUGAUCAACUCUCACUAUUUUCUGGUCUUGUCUUAUUUUCACAUAUUGUCUUCCUCCAAAUGCAUUUCUAGGUCACUGACAUAUGGGAGCAGAUUCCAAAUGCUGGUUGAAUAAUAAUCCACUGACUGACUGACUGAUUGGUUUAUUUAACUGUAAUGAUUAACUGAUAAGUUGUUGGAACAUUUACUAUUUUAUUUUGUGGCCGUAAUUUGUGGGGUCAAUAUUAAACUACCUGACUGUGAGGGACUGCAGUGAGAAGCAGUCUAAAAAAGGCUAGUGCUGAGAAUCACUUAGCACUGGCGCUCUCCAGAAAGAUACAAAGUUAUGUGUGACUGUAAAUAUGUAUUUGUCAGUUAUUUCCACAAUGGUUUGAAAUACAGUGCUGCUUUGCUCAGGUUCUGGUUGGUAUGAGAGAUCACCCUUCUGUUCCACAUGGGAUGAACAUGCCCUACCCUAGAGGGCAGACGGUACCACCAGCUGGCCAGCAGAGGGGAUCCUUGUUUGAGGCAUCUUACUGGUCUGACUGGAACUUGUUUACGUACUGGAAGACCAAGCAAACAAAAAAGCCAACCACAUAAUGAACUUUAAUAAAAAAUUGAUAAGGAAAUUAAAAA